Molecule: messenger RNA, 1170 nt
Organism: Saccostrea echinata
Lineage: Eukaryota; Metazoa; Mollusca; Bivalvia; Ostreida; Ostreidae
Product: prostaglandin E2 receptor EP4 subtype-like
Exons: 2
Coding region: 36-1115 (359 amino acids)
Biological process (GO): positive regulation of cytosolic calcium ion concentration; adenylate cyclase-activating G protein-coupled receptor signaling pathway; inflammatory response
Cellular component (GO): plasma membrane
Molecular function (GO): G protein-coupled receptor activity
Source: RefSeq, a predicted model, not a curated record
GUCAAAUAAACGUACUUGCACAAAACGUACAGCAUAUGCUUAAAAUGGAUGUCAUUUCAACUACUAGUACCUUUAACAUGACCAAGGAACCCAAAAUAUGGGAAUCAACAGUGCCACCGGUCUUACAGUUUGUUUUAGGAGUAAUCGGAAACUUAAUUGCACUUAUCGCACUGGUAGGGGCCAGAAAAAGACACAAAUGGAGACCAUUUCACAGACUAGUCGCAGGUCUAGCUUUGACAGACGGCGGGGGAGUUCUACUAGUCUACCCGACAGUUAUGAUCAGAUAUGCCUCCGACUUUACGUAUGAGUUUCCAAAACCUCUGUGUGACUACAGUUCUUUUAUAUUUACUUUUAUGCUGAUAUCGUCAGCAAUGAUUGUUUGUGCGAUGUCUUUUGACCGUUUUAUUGCUAUUUUGUAUCCCUUCAAAUACAAUGUACUUGGUAAAAAACAUCGAGCAAACAUUAUGUUAAUUUCCAUCUGGAUUUUCGGCGCUUUCAUAUCCAGUUUACACUUGAUGGGACUUGGAUCCAGUUUUAAUUACUACCCAGGUUCCUGGUGCUUUCUGAACUUUGUCGGAGUAACUAUCCUGGACAGAGUUAAUUCUUACGUUUACUCCUUAUUUGGAUUGCUAAUCCUAUUUACAACCAUCUCUUUCAAUGUGCUUGUUAUUAUGUCACUUUGCAGGCAUUUUAAAGAGGACACAACAAUUUCCAAAACCAAAAGAAGAAAAACUGACAUCUUCAACGUGAUUUUAUUGCUCGUGAUUGUUACCCUUUUUACGGUUUGCUGGACUCCACUGAUGUUCACAAUUCUUGGGCACGCAGCUUUGUGGAUCAGCGGUAAUGGUUCUAGAGAGCUAACAGUCGUAAGAUUUGGCGUCACUAACUCCAUUAUCGAUCCCUGGAUAUACAUACUUCUGAGGAAAGAAAAUUUCAAAGCACUCCAGAGACGAUUUAGGGGUAUUUUCGGGAAAAUCACUUUUGCAACAGACAGUGGUGAUCAAGAAGUCACACCGUCAUCUCAUUCGCGCAAGAAGAGUUCAGAUAACACUCUGUCGUCUGGCAAAACACUCUCAACAGACGAUAUGUUUACUCCGGGUUUGAGUAAAAAGUAACUGACUAUUUCCUACCUGAAAAACCAUUCUGCAUAUGUUUAUGUAUGAUUUUAUC